GUUAGCAGGGCAUUUGAAAAUGCAUCCAAGUACGGACACAUUGACAUGAUGGAGUUUCUAUUCAGCACCGGGCGAGUGUCAGUCGAUGUAUUCGACCGUGUUCUGGAGGGAUCGGUCACCAUGAAGGACACGAGUGUUCUGUCGUUUCUCUGCAGUAAGAAGUGUGCGUCUUCAUCGUCGAUUAACCGAGCAUUUGAGGCUUCGUCUGGAAGUGAAAUGAUCCGAUAUCUGUACGAGAACGAGAAUAUUUCGAGUGAGGCUAUCAUUGUAGCAUUCAAGAAAGCUGCAAAGUGCGGAGAGUGUUUCGGAGGUUACACGGAAGAGCAGGUUGCAACUGUGAAGCUACUGCACAAGGACAACUGCAUACCGGACAAUGUGACAGGCCAGGCGCUGGUGUCAGCGGCUAGCAUGAAUCAUUUGGAACUGGUGAAACUAUUGCGUCACGGUGCAAGGAUUUCCGCGGAGAUGACCCGCAAGGCUUUCGCUGCAACGUUUUCGUGUGCAGAUACUGGUGUGAUGAAGGCGUUGUAUGAUGAGCAACGGAUU
Messenger RNA from Phytophthora sojae, 546 nucleotides. RefSeq lists its product as hypothetical. The annotation marks the transcript as partial. The record is from RefSeq and is a predicted model, not a curated record. NCBI's taxonomy places the organism in Eukaryota, Oomycota, Peronosporomycetes, Peronosporales, Peronosporaceae. The transcript has a single exon.